Bradysia coprophila is the source of this 3495-nucleotide messenger RNA. It is a transcript of the gene crm, whose product is annotated as cramped chromatin regulator. Lineage: Eukaryota; Metazoa; Arthropoda; Insecta; Diptera; Sciaridae. Gene Ontology annotation, biological process: pattern specification process. The record is from RefSeq and is a predicted model, not a curated record. Gene Ontology annotation, cellular component: nucleus. Gene Ontology annotation, molecular function: chromatin binding.
GACAUUUAGCCGUAGUUCUCGUUUUUCAAAUAUGAAAUUGUACGCUUUUUUAAUGUAAAUGUUCGUUUAAAACAAUAAUUCCUAUUUGGUUUCUGUUCGUAAUCUAUAAAAUCUAUUUACAAAUAGCACAAAGAAUCUCUAAAGGAAUGAAAUGAAUGCUACUUGUGCGAUUGUGUCUGUGGUUACGAUCAUAGGUUCGGUGAUUUAUUCAGCGAAAUAAAUUGAGAACAAAUUGAAUAUUUGUAUUCGUCGCAAAAAAAGGAAUUUAUCGCCAUUUUAUUGGUGAUUUAGAGAUGAGUCCUGCGAAGGCUUCCACAUCCACCGAGACUAUGGUCACUUCCACCGAAUUAGUGAAACCAGCCUCCCAAACCGAAAGCAAUAAAAAAGAUGAGCCUGCCAAGAAGUCAGUUGACUUUAGUCCGAUAAAUGACGACCAGCCUAACAAAGGGAAAUUGUGCGAUGACAAGUUAAAACUUGAGCUGGCACCAGUUCAAGAAGAAGUACUCCUCGGGUCCGUGACAACUCUCAGCAGUCCGGCUCUACGCAGCAGUGCUCGUGUCAUACAGAAAAUGAAAAUGGACUCAAUUCGGCCCGUUUCACCGUCUCAAAAUGAUAAGAAAGAUUCUAGCAAAGACGAACGACCCACACAAAAGACACCAGUGCAAACGCGCCCAUUGCGUGUGAUAUGGACGAAUAUCGAACGAAAUUUAUUUUUCGAAGCACUGAACGAGUAUGGAAAAGACUUUGACGCCAUUUCCCACUAUGUUAAUGCUAAGCAACGUCGGAAAAGCACUACAGAUCCAACCUACAAGACGAAGGAUCAUGUUCGAUUUAUCUAUUAUCAGACCUUUCACAAAGUCAUCAAGUAUCUCCGCUUCUCUGAUGACAUUAAGAAGCACGCACAGGAACUGUAUGCAUUGAUCAACUAUGGUGAAAUGCGCAAGAAAUUGGUGUUUGUUAAUGCAAAGGCUUGUAUGAAACUAAAGGAACUGGUGUACCACGGUUCGGUCAGCAUUCGCGUGAAGGGAAAAAAUAUUCGCAUCAAGACACCGUCGUGCAAAGCACUUCGUCAAUUGAAUCAAAUGGAAGAAUGGCAGGAGGAGAUCAAACUUCCAUCGAAAGUCGACGUUUACCUGAAACCAGCCAACGUUGAUUCAUGGGGGCGUGUUCAAACGUUAGCGCAAAAUCCCCGAGUUAAGACAAUAUUGCCAUUACAAAAACGUGUGCUAAGUCUGCUGAAAACGUUCGAGGUGCGGUGGAGAAGCAGAGAUAUCCGUUUGUGCGAACAAACGAUGAGCCUUGCUGCAAAUCAGACGCCAACAAACAGCAAAAAUUCUUCAAAUGAGAUCAAACAUCACAUCGAUCCCGAUACAUUUCAAACAUUCAAAAAUUCCGAAUCAAUUUUCUGUCUAGCACCGCCAGUUGACACAACCAUUCAUCGACCAAUGGUUAAUUUGGCAGAGUUCAUGAGCAGUAACAGCAUUUGCCUGAAUUCAUACGAAGAUCGUAUCGGUGUUACGGUGAAAGGAGAAUCUCUCUGUACGGAACGGUUGAACGUGCUCAAGGAAAUUAUCAAAACGUCGAAACGCCAACGUCACGAUAGCGGCGCUGAGAAGAAAACGGUUGAAGGAAAGAAGAUCAAAACUGAGUCGGACUCGAAAAUCUCAGAUUCAUGUAGCGCAGAGAAAAAAGACGAUGCUGAUGGUCAGUGCUCGAGUCAACAGGAUGUCAGUGGUGGAAUAACUCCAACCGCCUCCACUUCGCAUGCAUUCGACAUCGAUGGAAUUAAGCACAUGGAGUCGGUAUUUGACGACACCGACAAAAAGGAGGCGUUCUCGAUGGACAUAUCAUUCACCAUAACAAACGAAACCAUGGACAAUAAAGAUGAAAUCAAAUUGAUUGACAUCAAAGAAUUCAUAACAGGCUCGGCCGAUGGCGACAACGUCGACGACACAAAAAUUGUGAUAACUGAAGCACCGCGAACAAGUGAACCGAAGUCUAGCAAAAAGAAAUGCACGAAAAAGAAAAACGACACACGCAAAGACCACUUUCGGCCACUGCUCAACGACGAUGUAAUCCGAGAAAUAAAGCGCGGCUGGACCAUAUCGAAUGUGGGUGAUCUGACUGUUGGCGAUUUAUACAUUAUGUUCGGCAAGGACUUUAAAGUGAGCCUGGAAUACAAGUGGAUCGAACCAAUUAAGACUGACUCGACUAUGGGUAAUGAAUCAAUAGCUUCCACAGACAUUGUUCUGGAACCAAUGAAUGUGCAGAAAAAGAAUGAUUUGGGAAAUAAACUGAAACAAUUGCUGGCGUUGGCUAAUAUGACUGAUAAAGUUAAGAAGAAAAGCAACUGCUCAUGCGGCCAUUUCUGUGAUAAUAGACUUAAUAAGUCUCGGAAUUCAACUGAAGUGUUUCCACGAAGUUUCGUAUCCAACAAAAUCUAUCCAUCAUCACAUAACGAUAACGGACUCUUUCGACAACCAGUUUUACCAUUGCGUGGAGGAUUGUCUCACAUUGAGGCAUACAAACUCAGUUUAAACUCUCGGAAUAAGCAAUCACGCUGGCUCAAAUCUCGUAACAAUCGGCCGUCAAAGCAAGUGAUUGUACAGCGCAUUCUUCCACUGCAACCGGGAAUGGCACAAAGUGUUGUUACAGCUGGUAUGGACUUUAUGACGAAUGGAAUCAUUCGACCAAAUGGUCUGACAUCAACCAUUUCGCGAGAAGCGAAUCAUUUGAAAAAAUCAUUUUCGAACAAUAACGUUGAUUCGCAUAAAAGCAAUAAAAGUACGGACGAUGUCGAUGCACCUACAACGUCGUCUGCAACGGUAACCACGUCCGACAAGUCCAUCGAAACUGCCAGUUCAUCGAAUUCGGUUAUCGAAAUAAUCGACGAAUCCCGAUCACCGGAACAACCGCAAAAACCAGCCGAAGUUGACGACGAUCCGUGCAUUCAAUCGAUUAUGGAUCUGUCAUUGCCGUCUCCUAUGUCCAACGGAAAUAUGGAUGAAUGUAAACAGGGUUCUUAUUUUGUAGCUGCAGUCGAUAAAUCGCUUGUUUUGACAGAUUUCUCGUACAACCAACCGCCAAUGAGUCCUAUGACAAUAUUGCGUCAAUCGCCAACCGAUCCGAAAUGGUUCGAAGAUAAUGUCAAUGAUUUUUCAUUGAGUAGCUUUUUGGGGCAAUUGGACUCUUCAUGCGAUGCAGAUAAGCGCAGAAAAUCGCCCAAUCGAGACGCUGAUAGCAGCAAUUUGUCGGCUAUAACCGAAGGUAGUGUGGAUUAUAUGAUGAAGUUUGAACAACUGGCAAAAGAGAUGAUACACCAGGAACAGACGCUUGAGAAGUGAGUUGAUUGAAUUGGGAAAUUCAUGGUGGGGAAACAAAUAACAACAAACGCAAACAAAACAGAAAAGCCAGUGUCGGUUUCAUAUUGUAAAAAUACCUAACUUUAUAUAUCAAAUUGAUGUACGCAUUCAAAAUAAAAGCAGAAAUAUUUUU